AUGCCGUCGGCCGAGCCCUCCCACAGGCGCCUGCUGGACCUAGAGGAUCUGGAAUUUGAUGCCGCACCACUGUUCGUCAUCAGAGCGGGUGAGAUAGCUCUUGAAUUCGAGUUUGUCUUCUGUAAUGAAGCGUUUCGCAGACUCCCUCUCUGCAACUCCAUCCUAGCCGAGGAAAGAGCAUCACUCCUGUUCCGCUCAUGGGCGCAAGCACUGGGUGAAUACAAACCUCGAUAUGAAUUCGGUGGUCAUGUUUGGACCGCAGAACUGGCAGGGAGAAAUGGUGGCUUCAAGCUAGUGAGAGCGACAGGAUCCGACGCGCAGCAGCAAGAAGCGCCUUCCUUGGAGGAAGAAGCAGACGAUGACGAUCAUCUCACUAUGAUUCGAGCGCCAGUCUUUACACGAUCAAAAGCACAGCUCAUCAAUGACCUCAAGCGCGAUAGAUCAAUAUCGCUCAAGAACAUUCCGUAUACGAACCUUCAUGCCAGGUGGGAAAGUAUCCAGACUAUGAUGGAGAUGAGCGAUGUUGGAGUGUUUGACUCCCACCCCAAAAACGUCAAUCCUGACGAGUUCUCAUUCAUGGAUCUUGUCUACCCCGAUGACCAAGCACUGGUCAUGUCCAUGUGGAAUAAGCUUUCGCAGGGAAAAUCCGUUACGUUCGAGAUGCGAUGGAAGGCACCCACAGGAACGGAACGCGCCGCGCAAUGGGUACUUUCAGCUUGUGUUCCGGUCUUCGAUGAUGACAAGAAAUUGAUCGGUGUUGCCGGCAAUACCGUGGACAUCAACGCACAAAAGAAGUCGCAAGAGGCAGCACAAGCACAAGUCGAAGCACUCGAACAAGCGCGGCUGGCGGAAAUGAAAUUUGCGCGCUUUGCCCAAGUAUCCCCUACCGCUAUAUACGUGUACAUACCUGAGGGUGGCAUGAACUUCGUCAAUGACCAUUUCUUCGAGCUUACUGGCCAUCCACAUGGUUCAGUCAGCCAAUACGACUGGUUUAACCUCAUCGCUAAGGAGGAUGUCGAAAAAGUCAAGAAAGGUUGGGAGAACAUGCUCACGAGCGGUAAAGCCAAAGGUAUACAAUUUCGUUUGAACAAGACUUGGGUCAAUCAAGAUGGUAUUCGCUCGAAUAUAUGGGUGCAAAGUUCAAGUUGCCCAGAGCUGGACGAGAACGGCAAAGUGAUAAGCAUUAUGGGGACGUUAUUCGACAUAUCACAGUUCAAGUGGGCUGAAAGCGUUCAGCGGCGCCGCAUUCACGAAGCGCUGGAAGCAAAACGACAACAAGAAAACUUCAUUGAUAUGACUUCGCACGAACUCAGGAAUCCACUGUCGGCAGUCAUACAAUGCGCCGACUCCGUUAUCGCUUCGCUCCAACAACUAUCCAGACGCCAAAUCAUAGCAUCGAAAGAUUCGUCCGAAACAUCCAAGGCAGAAGCAGAAGUUCAGAGCUGCAUCGAAUCGCUGCUGAUCAUCGUGUCAUGUUCGAUGCACCAAAAACGCGUUAUUGACGACGUGCUCACCCUGUCGAAACUUGAUUCUAACUUGAUCUUGAUCACGCCAAUGCGCGUGCAGCCCGCGGUGGUGGUAUCGGAUGCGGUGCGCAUGUUCGAUGUCGAGUGCAACCAGGCGGGCAUUAAGCUCGCUUUCCUCAUUGAUGAGACUUUCAAUGGCAUGGAUUGGACGAUGCUUGACCCCUCGCGCCUCUUGCAAGUCCUCAUCAAUCUACUAACCAACGCCAUUAAAUUCACCAAAGACCGCCCUCAAAAAGCCAUCACCGUCACUAUCGGUGGCUCCUGGACCCGUCCACCUAAGUGCUGGAACGAGAUAACCUUCACCGACGAUGAGAAGCCCAAGACAGACAUCACCGACAAAGCUGAAUGGGGCGAAGGUAAAGUAGCAUUCCUCUGGCUGAAGGUCAAAGACACCGGCUGUGGUAUGACCACAGACGAGCAAAAGAAACUCUUCUCCCGAUUCUCGCAAGCCACACCACGCACGCACGUUAAAUACGGCGGUUCAGGGCUCGGCCUCUUCAUCUCCAAAUCGCUUACGAAGUUACAAGGAGGUGCCAUCGGCGUCCACUCCGAGAAAGAGCAAGGCUCAACAUUCGCCUUCUUCAUCAGCACCCGCCUCGCGCACCCACCAGCCGACCAAGUCUCUGCGCGCGCCGUGCAAGCUCGGCCCGUCCCUCGUCGUACCAUGACAGGCGAAGAAGCCAUGCAAUCGAUCAGACUCAACGUACUCAUCGUAGAAGACAACCUCGUCAACCAAAAGGUGCUUAGGAAGCAACUGCAAAAGUUCGGCUGGAACAUCAGUGUAGCAGGUAACGGCCAAGAAGCGUUGGAAUGGCUAAAAGACAGCGUAUACUGGCGCAACGAGGAAGACAGUUCCAAGCCGGAGAAGAAACACGACCUCGACAUCAUUCUCAUGGACAUAGAAAUGCCCAUCAUGGAUGGCCUUACCUGCGCCCGCCUUAUCCGCGACUACGAACACCAGGGUCUUCUUGCUGCACCACCAACUCCGGGGGUGCCUUCGUCGGGUCGGGCUUGUCAUAAGAAGACUUCAUCUACGUCUUCGGCGUCGCAUGAGCGGCCGGAUAAGCAAUCACUUCGUCUGCCCAUCCUGGCUGUGAGUGCGAAUGCGCGUAUGGAGCAGAUUGAACAGUCGCUGGCGUCGGGGAUGGACGAUGCGAUUUCGAAACCUUUUCGUAUUCCGGAACUUUGGCCGAAGAUUAGGGGGUUGGUGAGGAGGGUUGCGGAUGCGGAUACGAAGGUUAGGUCGUGA
Molecule: messenger RNA, 2775 nt
Organism: Alternaria hordeiaustralica
Lineage: Eukaryota; Fungi; Ascomycota; Dothideomycetes; Pleosporales; Pleosporaceae
Exons: 8
Coding region: 1-2775 (924 amino acids)
Biological process (GO): phosphorelay signal transduction system; phosphorylation
Molecular function (GO): phosphorelay sensor kinase activity; protein binding
Source: RefSeq, a predicted model, not a curated record